This is a messenger RNA of Marmota monax (woodchuck), 3950 nucleotides long. It is a transcript of the gene Rsph4a, whose product is annotated as radial spoke head component 4A. Gene Ontology annotation, biological process: axoneme assembly; cilium assembly; cilium movement involved in cell motility. The record is from RefSeq and is a predicted model, not a curated record. The transcript has 6 exons. Lineage: Eukaryota; Metazoa; Chordata; Mammalia; Rodentia; Sciuridae. Gene Ontology annotation, cellular component: axoneme; radial spoke. Bases 132 to 2294 code for a protein of 720 amino acids.
CGCUGCAACUUACAGAGCAGCUGUGACCCACAGAUCACCUAAGAGACCUCAGCAAACACCAGCCUUGCAUUGCCGUCUUCCAUAUCUUCACACCCAUUUCAUCCAGACCUUUUUUUCUCUUGUCUCCUUCCAUGGAAGACUGGACUUCCCUGAAGCAAGAAAAAGAAAACCACGAAUUGAAGGAAGUAGAGGGGCCAUGGGAAGAAAAGACAGCAGCUUCUCCCCAAGUCCCUGACCCUCAGUCAUCUGAGCCUUUGGAGGCAGAGCAGGCACCAGAAACUGGACCCCAACCCAGCAAAAGCCCUCCUUGGAGCCCCCGGUCCAGAGCCAGCAUGGUUCUGGGAGAUCUCACAGAACUAGGGGCAUUACCUCCCCAUUCCCCUCCUCAGCAGCCUUCUUCCACUCCUCCCUUGACUCUGGGGGAGCAGGAUCUUGAGACCCCACUGCAGUCAGACAGGACCACUAGUAUAAUUCCUAAUUCUGGGACACUUGUUUCUGAUCCUUUGGAACAACCAUCUGACAAGAGAGAAUCAACUUUUCAUCGCGCAAGACAAUUGGAGGAAAACACCUUUCCACAGUCUCAGCAAUCCAAAUCUGAUCUGUAUGGGCCAAAGGACCCAAGCUAUGAUACCUCUAAACAAAAAGAGCUGAGAUUUGACAUUUUUCAGGAAGAAGAUUCAAACAGUAAUUGUGAUCUUCUGCAGCUGGAGCCUGGGGCCUCAGAAGUGGCCCCCAGCAUGCUUGAGAUUGCCAUUCAGAAUGCUAAGGCUUACCUACUGAGGACCAGUAGCAAGUCGGGCCUCAAUCUAUAUGAUCAUCUUUCUAAUGUGCUGACCAAGAUGUUAGAUGAGCGUCCCGAAAAUGCUGUUGACAUCAUUGAAAAUAUUAGCCAAGAUGUGAAAAUGGCUCAUUUUAGUAAAAAAUUAGAUACACUUCAAAAUGAGAAUGAGCUGCUUCCAAUGUAUGAAAUAGCUGAGAUGCAGAAGACUCUUUUUCUCCAGGGAAAUUUAGAAGGAGCUGAUCAGGAAUUAGAAGAUGAAAUAGCAGAAAGCUCUCUUCCAAAUGUAAUGGAGUCAGCUUUUUAUUUUGAACAAGCCGGAGUUGGUCUGGGCACUGAUGAGACUUACCGCAUUUUUCUUGCCCUCAAACGACUUACUGAAACCCACCCAAUCCAAAGAUGCCGUUUCUGGGGUAAGAUCCUGGGUAUAGAAAGAAAUUAUAUUGUAGCUGAAGUGGAAUUUCGUGAGGGGGAAGAUGAAGAGGAGGUGGAGGAGGAAGACAUAGCUGAAGAAAGGGACAAUGGAGCAAUUGAAGCUGAUGAAGAGGAGGAAGAUGAAUUACCAAAGGCCUUUUACAAGCCCCCACCAACUAUACCCAAAGAAGAAAAUAGAACAGGCGCCAACAAAUAUGUCUAUUUUGUAUGCAAUGAACCAGGAAGACCUUGGGUGAAGUUACCAUCAGUUGUACCUGCACAAAUUGUGAUUGCAAGAAAAAUCAAGAAAUUUUUCACUGGGAGAUUAGAUGCUCCCAUCCUAAGCUACCCACCUUUCCCAGGAAAUGAGAGCAAUUACUUGCGAGCACAAAUUGCCAGAAUUUCAGCAGGAACUCACGUCAGCCCUCUAGGAUUCUUCCAGUUUGGUGAAGAGGAAGGAGAGGAGGAGGAAGAAGUGGAGGGUGGGAGAGAUAGCUUUGAGGAAAACCCUGAUUUUGAAGGCAUUCAAGUGAUGGAUCUAGUGGAAUCUCUCUCCAAUUGGGUUCAUCAUGUACAGCAUAUUCUUCCACAGGGUCGCUGUAAUUGGUUCAAUCCUGUGCAAAAAGAUGAGGAAGAAGAAGAGGAAGAAGAUGAGGAAAAAGAAGAAAAAGGCGAAGAUCCUGACUACAUAGAACAGGAAGUGGGGCCCCCUCUUUUGACACCAAUCUCUGAAGAUUUAGAGAUUCAGAAUAUGCCUGCUUGGACAACACGGCUGUCCUCAAAUCUCAUCCCACAGUAUGCUAUCGCAGUCCUCCGAUCCAACCUCUGGCCUGGAGCAUAUGCCUUUUCCAAUGGCAAAAAGUUUGAGAAUUUCUACAUAGGGUGGGGUCAUAAGUAUAGUGUGGACAAUUACACACCCCCAGUUCCACCACCAGUCUAUCAAGAAUACCCUAGUGGACCGGAAAUUACAGAAAUGGAUGACCCUGGUGUGGAAGAGGAGAAGGCUUUCAGGGCUGCACAAGAAGCAACUGUAUUUGCAGCUGAGGAAAAUGAAGAAACUGAGGAAGAUGAAGAAACUGAGGAAGAUGAAGAUGAAGACUAGUAAGAAUAAAAUUAGCUGACACCUAUGUUUCAUGAAUAUAGACAAAAACCCCUUAUGUGAGACUGAUUAUAUACAUGUAUGCACAUAUAUACAAACAUAUAUAUAUAAAUUGGCCAUUAUCCGUGUGCAUGUUAUUCUUUAGAAAUAGGAAACUUGACAUUUCAUGUGUAGAACUAUUAAUGGGUAUAUAAAAAGAUACUCAAUGGAUCUUCCAGAAGCUAAAUAAUGUGAUCAUAUUACUCUUCUGACGACCCUGGCUAAUAGAAUAUAUGCUUAUGUAUUCUUGUUUUUAAAAGGUCUGAUUUAAUUUCUAAUACGAUAAACAUUGAAAGUCUAAUCCACCAGGUUCCUUGGAAAUUUCUAUACUUUUGAGUGUCAAGGAGUAAGGAGAACAAAAGCACUAGUAAUCAGUAAAUUUGAGCAUGUAUUUCUAAACUUUGUAAAAACUGACUCAGGGCAUGUAUUCUUAAACAUUUGUAAUUGCUGGUGGUCAAGCCUGUGAUAUUGAGUGCAAAUACCAUUUAUGUUCAUUUUCUUUUUGUAGGGGGAAUGUUCAUAAUUUCAUGACUUGCUCAAAGACUAUUGGAACAUUUUGAGUUCUUUGUAUAUUCUGGAAAUUAAUGAGCCAAUCCCCCAAAUCCAAAGAUCAAAUAUUCUCUCUGAUAUGUGAAUGCUAACACACAACAAAGGGUGUGGAGAAUAAAAGUUCAGUGGAUUACAUAAAGGAGAAUGAAGGGAAGGACUGGUAGGAAUAGGAAAGACAGUGAAAUAAAUUUGACAUAACUUUCCUACGUACAUAUAUGAAUACACCACAGUCAAUCUCAAUAAUGCAUAUAUCCACAAGACUGGGAUCCUAAUUAGAAUAAGAUAUGCUUCAUGUUCAUAUAAAUAUGUCAAAAUACUGUAUAAUGCUGUCAUACAAUGUAUAACCGAAAAGAACAAACAAAAAAGACUACUGGAGUGCUCAUGCAAUUGCCCCUCUCCACCCCACCCCCGUUUUUUGCUACUGGUGAUUGAACUCAGACACUUCACCACUGAGCUACAUUACCAAACCCAAGCCUUUUUUUUUUUUCUUUUGAAAUGGAGUCUAAGUUGUCAAAGCCAACCUCAAACUUGUGAUCCUCCUGCAUCAGUCUCCCAAGUCUCUAGGAAUGUAGGUAUGUGCUACCUACCAAGCUCAGCAAGUCCCUUUUGAACUUCUCAAUUUCCUCAAUUGCAGUCCUUGUUCAUCCUAUAGAAAUUGAUUUAAAUUUGGAAAAAAUGAUUUGAAAAUAUGGUAAUCUGGCAGAUCCAGACAUUUCAAACUUACAUUCUCUACCCAUAUAUUUCUAAAAUAUUAUGAAUCAAUUAAAAAGGGGGGAUUUUUUAAGUCCAGCUGUAUAAGUCACCCUGAAUUAUGAAUAAGAACUAGGUGCUACUCCUGAAAUCAUGGCUUUCACUGAAGCGGAAAUAUGAAAAGGUAAAUAUAAAGUUAGAAUAGACUGUAAUUUAGCAAGUAGUAUAAUGUGACCAUUACAGGGUCCCAUAGAAUAGUGUCUCUCAAAUUGUGGUAAAGGACCAAUUAAAAAAUUAAUUCCACUAUUAAUGCUGAUGUUUGUAAAAUUUUUAAAAAUCACAGCAAUCCUUAAUUUCUAAGGAUUAAACAUUUUAACUUGU